AGAAAAAUUUCAACUCGAAUCACGGAGCGAGCGAAAGACUGCGAUUUCCCUGAGGAAGAUGGGAGUUCCCGCGAGAGCGCAACGUAAGCGGAGUAAGUGAAUGAAGAAGUCGGUGACGUGCAACGUCGUUGGGUGGAAAAACGUGAUCGUUUCGAAGCGACGUCGAUCGCGACUGAUCGAUCUCGAGGAACUACCACAGACUCGUUUCUGACCGCGGUCAGGAAUCGCCGCGGGGAAUCAAAUUAAUAUCCUUCGGACCAAGGAGGAGCACUUUGACAGACGCGGGUGGCAACGAGGGCGGGUAAGGCGACCGUAUUGGAUUUCCAGGAGGUGGACGAGACUUCGAUCGACCUCCCGGGUGAUGCCAUCCUGAGGCAACGACAUUCUUACGGUCGUGCUCUAAGUCACCAGGGUGCGACCGGCCGGAAAAUAUGGCCGAUCUCGAAAGGAUCAGGCUGGUGGUGCUCGGCGGCGCCGGGGUCGGCAAAAGUGCCAUUAUACGACGACUACUCGGUCAAGGCUUCAGCGAGCGAUACCGGCCCACCGUGGAGGAUUUGUACUCGCGAGAAUGCAUUCUUGGCACUCUGACGCUCAAAGUCGAUCUUCUGGAUACCGCGGGUGACCUGCAGUUUCCUGCAAUGAGGCGGUUGAGCAUAGCCACCGCCCACGCAUUCCUACUCGUAUACGCGACAUCGUCCUUACCAAGUUUCGAGUGUGUGAAACGUUGCUUCGAAGAAGUGAGAGAACAACGACCCGACUUCCAGGAAGUACCGAUAGUUAUCGCUGGAAACAAGCUUGACCUAGCGCCAGCACGAAGAGAGGUACCAAUUGAGGACGUGAGCGAAUGGUUAUUUUGCGAAUUGCCGAAACUUCGCGCUAAGGUGAUGGAGUGCUCGGCAAAGGACGACUACAACAUUAAGGAUGUAUUCAGAUGUUUCGUCACGCUUUCCAAGAUCGUACCGAAAAAUCCCACUGGCGAGGUCGAGCAGUCGGGGCUCAGAAGAAGAUGUUCAGCAUACGGAUCACGCAGGUCCGGCAGCCCUAGUGGCAGAACCGGUAGCGCGGGUCCCGGUGGGAAUCUCCAGCAAGUGGUCGCGGCUCAGGGUCCUAGCGUCGUCAGCGUUACUGAGGAGGUAAAGAGCAAACCACGUAGUCGCAGCCUAAUCAGGCGCACUUCAAGAAAAACGAAACAGCAGAUCAGGGAUGCCCGUGCCGACGACUGCAACAUCUCCUAAAUCUGCUACCUCGACAGAGAAAUGAAUUUUUUUCACGACCAGGAGUCCCUGGUCUCGAUUAUUGCGAAGGAACAACGAGCAAUCGAGUUUUUUUGAUUAAGUGCGUUAAGGUAAGACUCGAGCUGACGUUCGCAAUUUGAAAGGAAACAAGUCUUUCCAUAUCUACAUGAAUAACGGAUUAACUUUUACUGCUUACUCCGUCUUAAUCCACGGAAUUUUGAAAAGUAAGCGUGAUAAGUAGAUAAAAUGGAUAGUUCCAGAGGAAGUCUAACUCGAAGUUCGAAAAGAUACGACUUCGUAAGAUUUAUACCAGAAAGUAUGUGUAUCGAUAACAAAAGUAUUAUUAUUAUUAUUAUCAUUAAAUAUUAAAUUUGAGAGA
Messenger RNA from Acromyrmex echinatior (Panamanian leafcutter ant), 1614 nucleotides. Its product is annotated as GTP-binding protein Di-Ras2. Lineage: Eukaryota; Metazoa; Arthropoda; Insecta; Hymenoptera; Formicidae. Gene Ontology annotation, molecular function: GTP binding; GTPase activity. The record is from RefSeq and is a predicted model, not a curated record.